ACAAUCAACAUUCUCCUUCUAAUUACCUUUAACCCCGCAAAACCCUUCUCUCUCUUUUUCCUCUUUCAUUUCUUCUUCCGAGAGCAGCAGCAGCAGCCAGCAACCAAGCCAUGGCUGCUCCCGAAGCUCCCGUACGCUACGUCGGCAUCGACCGCCAAUCCGCCGCCUUCCGCCUCAUGAAGCAAAUGGGUUGGGAAGAAGGCGAAGGUAUUGGGAAAGAUAAGCAAGGUAUCAAAGGUUACAUCAGAGUUCAAAACAAACAGGAUACGUCUGGUAUUGGAGUUGAGAAGCCUAAUCAUUGGGCAUAUGAUACCUCACAAUUCGAUAACAUAUUGAAAAAAUUGAAAGUGCAAGCAGCGGAGACAAAUAUAGAAGUUGAAGAAGAUACAGAUAAGCAAGUGAGUUCUGAAAUUUGUGAAGCUGUUGUGGCAGUAAAAUCAGUAAAGGUUACUCGACCUCAAGGACGGUAUAAGAAGAGGGAAAAAGGAAAGCUAGUUCACAACUAUUCUUCUCUGGAUCUUGAAGGAAUACUUGGGAAGAAGUCUGAGGAAUCGACAAUUCCGACAGAAGAUGAAUCAGAGACAAAAGUUUUUGAUGAGCUUCCCUAUGAUGCUGAAGUAAAGGAGAUUGUUGAAUACCCGCCAGAGUGGUGGGGCUACAAGUAUGGUUUUGUUAUUGGGGGUUUUCUAGGAGCCAAAUCUAAGAAGAGGAAAGCAGCUGAUGAGGCUUCUACUGGUAACAAAAAGAUCGGUUUUGCUGAAGAAGAUCAAGAGAAUUUAUACAAUCUUUGUCAAGAUAAAAAAACAACUGGGAGACAAGGUCUUGGUAUGAAAGACAGGCCUAGAAAAGUUGCUGGUGUUCACUGCGGAGGGAAAAAGACGACUUUUGGAGACAGUGAUUGUGAUGAUGAAGAUUCUCAGAGUGCUGGUUCUGUAGAGAGAGAAGAACAUGAUGAGAUGCCUGUAAUCAACAGUGGUAGAGAGUCAAAAGUGAAGUUGAAAAAUCUGUGCCGCCAGUUGCUUCGUCAGGUACCUGGUAAAACUUUAAAGCUGAAAGAGCUGAAAGCUAUGGUUGAUCAGCACUCUGCUACAGUUUUCUCUAGUUUCUCUUCUAAAGCGGACACUCUUUCUUUUCUAAAACAAAAGCUUCCUGUUUGCUGUAGCUUGAAGGGAGUUCAAAAUUCUGCGUGGAGGGAAAGAGAGUGAUCUUAUCGUCAAAGAGAAGGUAAAAUUUUGCAGAUGUGUCAUGAAUGUUACGAUAUGUACAUUGCAGAUCGGAUGCAAAGCCUCUACUACAGUCAUGCAAAUCUCAUACUACUGUAAAGCUGCGGUGGGCUGUGAGGUUUUAAAUAUUCUUAAUUAUAGUUAUUUUUAUUGAUGUUAGUGGUAAUGUUUUCCACAAUGAGAAUGUAAUUCUUUUCGUUAGAAGGUAACAAGUGAGCAUUAUAUUUAUCGGUAUCAACUAUCAAGUCAUUGCAUGCUUUCAAUAUGAAGGAAUUAGGAUGGUAUCAUUGUAUCACUCACAUUCUACCAGUAGUUUCAAUUUAUUUGAUUUGCUCUUUCAUUACA
This is a messenger RNA of Chenopodium quinoa (quinoa), 1568 nucleotides long. RefSeq lists its product as uncharacterized. The record is from RefSeq and is a predicted model, not a curated record. Gene Ontology annotation, cellular component: nucleolus. The transcript is spliced from 11 exons. Gene Ontology annotation, molecular function: nucleic acid binding. Lineage: Eukaryota; Viridiplantae; Streptophyta; Magnoliopsida; Caryophyllales; Amaranthaceae. The coding region runs from base 111 to 1205 and encodes 364 amino acids. Gene Ontology annotation, biological process: regulation of ribosome biogenesis.